Micropterus dolomieu (smallmouth bass) is the source of this 775-nucleotide messenger RNA. RefSeq names its product transmembrane and ubiquitin-like domain containing 1 (gene tmub1). The transcript is spliced from 2 exons. The record is from RefSeq and is a predicted model, not a curated record. Bases 290 to 775 code for a protein of 161 amino acids. NCBI's taxonomy places the organism in Eukaryota, Metazoa, Chordata, Actinopteri, Centrarchiformes, Centrarchidae.
CUCAGACUCUGACGCCACGUCCACGUGCCUUAAUGACCUCAUCAGUGAGGCUGACAGCAGUUAGCAUGUAGCUUAGCAGACUUCCUGUCCCGGCUGUGAGUUGGAAGCAGUUAGCAGUUAGCAGUUAGCUCGGAGUUUUAGCAGGACGGUACCGUGAGUUCGGUGGACGGAAGCGGGCUGUUACUGAGCCGAGCUGCGGGUGAACCUCCGCACGCACCGCCGGUCAGCUGACCGUGCGCGCGGCCAGGUGUGUGACCCGUGUUGACCUCGGUGGGCGUUGCCGUGGGCGAUGGCGCUGAUCGAAGGCGUCGGAGACGAGGUGACGGUGCUGUUCUGUUCGCUGUUGCUCCUCCUGGUGAUGCUGCUCGCCUGGAUCUCCACCCGCACCACCGAGCCCCCGGAACACCUGUUUGCCUCCACCACAGGCCCCGCCUCAUCAUUGAGGAGCAGCCCCGCCCACCAUGACACGCCUCUCUCUGCCGCCAACUCUUCCUCUUCCUCUUCCCCCCCCUCCGGCUCUUUAAGUGACAGCUCUCUGACAGAAGCCCCGCCCACCAACACCUCCACCCAGGAGAAGGAGGGGGAGGGGAGAGAAAGGGGAGAGGCUGGAGGAGGAGACGGUGUGAGGAGCAGAGAAGAAGGAGGAGGAGGAGGAGGAGGAGGAGAGUCUUCGUCCUCUCAGAGGAACAUGGUGCUCAGACUCAAGUUUCUCAACGACACAGAGACAACGGCUCAGGUCAAACCGCAGGACACCAUCGGCUACAUCAAACGGUAA